UAUACAGUCAGUUAAUGUGCGUGUCAAACAGCCAGCUGCAGAGACAGAGCAUAGAAAACGGCCAAGAGACAUGACGGUGGAGACGAGAGUUAGCGACAUGAGGGGAGCUGCCUCAACAAGCAGCCGACAGGAGGGCCUUGGAGGACUGUGGGACUCUGUGAAGAAAGCUGCAGUUGUCAUUGGAUCUGGGAUCUUAUUCUUGGCUGCAUUUGGCAACUCGCUGACAUGGCAUCUUCAGAGAUUUUGGGGCGCUUCAGGAGAUUUCUGGCAAAACUUGUGGACAAAGGUGUACGUGGCGUUUGAAGGUCAUGAUGCUGCUCUCUUCUACAUGGGAACGAUGUUGCUCCCCACUCUGGCGUUCUGGGUGUCCAAUGGUCUGCUGCUACUGGUGGACACCACCGGUAAACCCUCCUUCAUCACUCGCUACCGCAUCCAGAUGGACAAAAAUAACCCGGUAGAUCCAGCUAAGCUUCGCCAUGCUUUAAAGACAAUUAUGUUCAACCAGGUGUUCAUCUCAGGGCCCAUGGUGGUGGCAGUUUACUACCUGAUGAACCUCAGAGGAAACCCCUGUGGUCCUGAGCUGCCCACCUUCCACUGGGCCCUGGUGGAGCUCGCUUUCUUCUCCAUUCUGGAGGAGAUACUGUUUUACUAUUCACACAGGUUGUUCCACCAUCCUAGCCUCUAUAAGCAUUUCCACAAACAGCACCACGAGUGGACCGCUCCCAUUGGAGUGGUUGCCAUCUACGCUCAUCCUCUGGAGCAUGUGAUCUCCAACACGUUUCCAGUGGUGAUAGGACCUGUGCUCCUGGGUUCACACAUCUCCACCACCUCCAUGUGGUACUGCCUGGCUCUGAUCAGCACCACCAUCUCCCACUGUGGAUACCACCUCCCCUUCCUGCCCUCCCCUGAGUUCCAUGACUUCCACCACCUCAGGUUUAAUCAGUGCUUUGGGGUCUUUGGCGUGCUGGAUCGACUUCACGGCACAGACACCAAAUUCAGACAGAGCAAGCAGUACGAGCGGCACACUGUCCUCACCAGCCUCACCCCGCUGAACGAGAGCAUCCCUGACUCACCCAAGAAGGGCCAGUGAGGACAUUUGACUUCAGAGCCAGGCCUCACCAUGUGUGGGAUCAGUUUCUGUUCAAUCUUAAAUGACUUUUGAUUAUUUUAAUCCAGUUUUAGACUGUGAAUGUCUGAACAAGUUCUCUCAAUAUAAUAUUUUAGAUACUAAUGUCGUUGCACUUUAUCAAACAUUCAGAUGUCAUGCCUUUUCCUUUCCUUUCCUUUUUUUUAAAUCUGACCUUUAUAUCUAAAGGAAGUGUCAACCACUGUGCUUUUAUGUGGCCAUGUUUUCUCUAAUGAUUUCAUUUUACUGUGACCUGAGGAGUUAUUGGAUCUCAUAUUAUGGUUCAUGGGUGGUAUUUUAAGAAGUUCACUGAAGUUUAUGUAAGGAUUGAACAAUAUAUAUUUUACUCCUGAUAAAUUGAAAUUCAGAAGAUGGUUAGUUUAAAUUUUACCUUGGUAUGAGUUUUUAUUUAUCUAACUGUAUCCAUUUUUAGUCAAAAUUGGCUGCCAUAGAUUUAAAUAUUUCAUUUCAUAACUUUGUUAAUUAGACUACUAGUUAUUUCAAAUUAGAAGCAAAUCAAAUGUCAACACGUCACAAGGACUCAGUUUGUUUAGUAGACAUUCAUUAGUAGGAUUGUAGUCAGAAUUGUUGGUUGAUGAACAUUAAAGGAUAUGAAAAACAUGUUUGGAGCACCUGAAAUGUGGCAAAGUAUAUAUUGUGUACAAGAGAAUGACUUUUUUUUCUGGCUGCUUUCUUCCCAGUGUUCAUUAAUAUUUAUGAUGCAGAUGUUGAUCAUCUUCAAGAAUCCACAAACUUGUGUUUGAUGACCACUACAUAACAUGUUCUAACUUUCUUAAUCGUUGCUUCAAUGUCAGUGGAGUCUUUUUUGUUGCAAUUCUUUGUAAACAUAUUUUAUAUUGUAAGUAAUAUUUAGUAAAAGCACUUCAAGCUCAACAGUCAAAGCUCUUCUGCCGCUCAGACAGAAGAGACAUUUGCACUUCUGAUUGAUUGUAUGUCAGUCUGUAUUACAGGAGGCCUCAGAGACAGUCGUAUAAGAAGACAUGAAUGUUCAAUAAGAGUUCUCCCACUGUGAUUGACACAAUGCUUUGACUGGACUGUUAAAUAAUAAAAUAUUUUAGAAUAAAA
This is a messenger RNA of Cheilinus undulatus (humphead wrasse), 2212 nucleotides long. RefSeq names its product fatty acid hydroxylase domain containing 2 (gene faxdc2). Lineage: Eukaryota; Metazoa; Chordata; Actinopteri; Labriformes; Labridae. The coding region runs from base 71 to 1090 and encodes 339 amino acids. Gene Ontology annotation, molecular function: C-4 methylsterol oxidase activity; iron ion binding. Gene Ontology annotation, biological process: sterol biosynthetic process. The transcript has 9 exons. The record is from RefSeq and is a predicted model, not a curated record.